AUGGCGGCACGAUCACAGUCAAGACCCAUCUCAAUCCCCACAUCGUCGCAUCCAACUUCUUCUUCUCCGAGAUCUCACUUUCGUUGCCGCUCCGAUGCAGGCUCUCAUCUCUCGCCGAGCAAUCAGUUUCCUACCAACAGCACCACUUUCCCCUUCUCUGCUGCCAAAGACCCCUCGGCAGCGUUUCAGCUUAACCAAAGACUAGCGAGCUUCACAGCACAAGAUGUCCUCUCUUGCAGCUCCAGCGCCCCUUCAAGCCUAGUUGUUUUCCCCGAGAAUGUCAGCAUCGAGUCAGCUGGCCAACGUCUUGCUGAGUCAGAUGACGCCGACACAUGGAUCAUCCUGAAGCGCAACAAUGCUGACACUGAAACAGCUACGGCCACCACAUCAAAGCUCAGCAAGUCAGACUGUGUUGGUUUGCUCGGGCUCCAAGACCUCGCUGCAUUCUUUGCUGCUGUCUUCGCUCCACAAGCAUCAAAGAGCACUCCCGUUUCACAGCUCACUGAUGCCCCUCACGAUCUUGCCUCGCCUCCUACGUCUCCUCAUACCGGCCCAUCUCUGUAUGGCUCGUUCAAGCAAGCCUCUACCAAACAAUCCGAAACCCGAGUUGAAGAUAUUCGCGCUCUACUCGAUGCAAAGACGCCCGUCACUGCGACACUGAUCUCCAAUCUCUCGGGCAAGAACACUCUGCGACAUGCAUCGCUACAUACCCCUCUUCAGAACAUCCUUUUCGACUUGAGCCAGGACCACAUUAGCUGCCUUGUCGUUUCCGAUCUCAGCAAUGAUCAAGACGGCGCAGUCUGUGGCAUUCUCACUGCUGCUGAUGUCGUCGCCUUCCUUGUCGCUGAGGCUGAGAGCGACUCAACACUGGUCACAGCUCUUUCGCACCCUCUCAAUGUCCUUUCAGGUACUGAUCUGCAACAGCCCGCUGCCCUCAUCUCUGGAGACAGGAGCACAGUUGACGCUCUGGUUCGCAUGCAGUCUGAACAACUUUCCCUCCUCGCUGUUAUGGAUCCCGUUGGAGGUCUCAUCUCGCCAAUCUCUUCUCGUGAGAUCUCACAAGAGAUUCUAAGGUCGUCUUCACGCAAAAUCCUCACCACACCUCUGGCAUCACUGGUCAAGAACCUCAGAUCGAGGCGUCCUCAAGGCACUGAUGGUAAGGAUGCGCACCCUGCCAUCUACAUCAGCAACGCCUCCACAGUGGGCAGAGCUGCUGCGCUAUUGCUUGCAACCGAAGCUGGAGGCCUCUUUGUGGCAGACGAGCCUCGCGUGAUGAUGACGCCGCCUCUGUCUGGCGUUUCUGCAUCUCCAAGCAAAGAGCUUCCCUCCUUGUCGCUCGAUGCAGACAUGAUGCCGCUCAGCAGGUCGGUGAGCUUCACACCAGCACCAGCUCAGAAGCAUCGUCGAGCUUCCACACAAUUCUGGACGGCGCCUCGAUCUUCCUUCAGCGCUGCCUCGAAUGAAGCUGGACGACCUGCUCUGCCCAACUUUGCGCUCGGUGGUAGCACUGACGCACCCAGAGAGCGCAAAGCGAGCAGCAAACCCGAGCCAACUCUCUCCUCUUCUGUCAGCUCUCUGCCCGGCAGCAAGAAUGCUGCUGCUGCUACCAUGUCUGCUCAUUUGCGAACACCCUCUGGAGCCCGAACCCAUCGUCCGCGAUCCCUUUCACUUGCCCACUUCUCCAUGGAGGAGUCUGCUGGCAUGUCUAGGCAGCUGGGAGCGCAGGCCGCUUUCCGAAGCCAAGGCGCUUGGACUCCUGGCUCGAGUGCUUCGUCAGCAGGUUCGCCUUCGUCUCCCUUUGCCAACAUGCUCGUCUCUGGCUUCUUUGGUGAGGUCAUGCAGAACGGCAUGCCUAGACAUGUGGUGACGAUGAAGACUGUCUUGCGUUCCCUGCUGGCCGCUACAGCAGCUGCGAACGAGGGAGCGAUUGAGGCUUGA
Molecule: messenger RNA, 1938 nt
Organism: Ustilago hordei
Lineage: Eukaryota; Fungi; Basidiomycota; Ustilaginomycetes; Ustilaginales; Ustilaginaceae
Exons: 1
Coding region: 1-1938 (645 amino acids)
Source: RefSeq, a predicted model, not a curated record